Messenger RNA from Mercenaria mercenaria, 853 nucleotides. Lineage: Eukaryota; Metazoa; Mollusca; Bivalvia; Venerida; Veneridae. The record is from the annotation of a RefSeq genome assembly.
AUGGGACGUACUGGUUUUCAAUUGGUUGAUAUUAGUCCUUGACCUUUAAGUGCCUCUUUUAGGGCCUUGGGUUUAACGACUGGUAUGAUUUCUUUAUUUUGUGAGGGUUUAAGGAGAUUUGUCAUUGUUCUGGGUUUAGGAUCGUUUUUAUUAUUAGUUAUUACUUUAGUUCGAUGAUGAGGUGAUAUUAUUUUAGAGAGGACUUUUCUUGGUUGUUAUAGAAGGUACGUGGUGCGUAAUUUGCGUUGUGCUAUGUUUUUGUUUAUUUUAUCCGAGGUUUUCUUUUUUGUAAGGUUUUUUUGGGCAUUUUUUAAUGCUAGGGUAGGGGAGUUGUCAAUACAGGGUGUUGGGUAUUGACCUCCAGUAGGGAUUAAUCCUAUUUAUCCUUGACAGGUUCCUUUUUUAAAUACUAUUGUAUUAUUAAGUUCAGCUUUAACAGUUACAUGGGCUCAUAAGGCUGUCAGGGUUCAUAACAUGUCUGUAUAUAUUAGAGGAUCUCCUAAAUAUAUGAGAUUAAAUAGAGAACAGUAUUGAAAUUCUGGUUUAGUGGCCUUAGGUUUGACUGUGUUUUUGGGCCUUUUCUUUACAUAUCUUCAGGCUACUGAGUAUUAUAUGACGUCUUUUUGUAUUAGGGAUAGGGUCUAUGGUUCUACUUUCUUUUUGCUUACUGGGUUUCAUGGAAUGCAUGUUAUUGUUGGUACUAUUUUUUUGAUUGUUUGUUGAUUUCGAUUGUACUUGUUACAUUUUAGUUAUCGGCAUCAUUAUUUUGGGUUAGAUGCAGCUGUAUAUUAUUGACAUUUUGUUGAUGUAGUGUGAAUUGGUGUAUUUGCUUCUGUUUAUGUGUGAGGUUACU